UUCUCCACUCCGCUCUCUCAAACUCCCCGGCUCCCCGCUCUCCCCCGCCCGUCCAGCUCGUGCUCCGCCUCCGCUGCUCUGCCCUCUUCCUCCUCUGCGUUUCUCCUCAGAGCUGUUUGACUUGACCGGACAGUGCUGUUCGGUGGCUCGGCCGCGAUGCCGGACUCCGACAACGAGUCCGGCGGGCCGAGCAACGCGGAGUUCUCGUCGCCGCGGGAGCAGGACCGGUUCCUGCCGAUCGCGAACGUGAGCCGGAUCAUGAAGAAGGCGCUCCCGGCCAACGCCAAGAUCUCCAAGGACGCCAAGGAGACGGUGCAGGAGUGCGUGUCGGAGUUCAUCUCCUUCAUCACCGGCGAGGCCUCCGACAAGUGCCAGCGCGAGAAGCGCAAGACCAUCAACGGCGACGACCUACUCUGGGCCAUGACCACGCUCGGCUUCGAGGACUACGUCGAGCCGCUCAAGCUCUACCUCCACAAGUUCCGCGAGCUCGAGGGCGAGAAGGCGGCCACGACGAGCGCCUCCUCCGGCCCGCAGCCGCCGCUGCACAGGGAGACGACGCCGUCGUCGUCAACGCACAAUGGCGCGGGCGGGCCCGUCGGGGGAUACGGCAUGUACGGCGGCGCGGGCGGGGGAAGCGGUAUGAUCAUGAUGAUGGGACAGCCCAUGUACGGCGGCUCCCCGCCGGCCGCGUCGUCCGGGUCGUACCCGCACCACCAGAUGGCCAUGGGCGGAAAAGGUGGCGCCUAUGGCUACGGCGGAGGCUCGUCGUCGUCGCCGUCAGGGCUCGGCAGGUAGGACAGGUUGUGACCGUCGCCGUCCAUGCUUGCAUGGCCAUGGCCAUGGCAUGGCUCCCGCCGCCGGCUUCUUGCUUGGUGUCGGUAAUUAGCGCUGGUGGCCUGCGCUGGUUAAGUUAACCUUCGGUUUUCCCCCCUUUUCUUUUCGUGGUAAGUAAUGUUGUGCUGAAUGGAGACAGUGAUAUGGUUAAGAUAGCUCCAUAACAUCUCGGUAAUUAAUCCUGUGAUUUGUACUCUAAAGCUGCUGCUAAACUGAGCUAUGACACAAUACAAAUGCUGCCAUUAA
Molecule: messenger RNA, 1080 nt
Organism: Zea mays
Lineage: Eukaryota; Viridiplantae; Streptophyta; Magnoliopsida; Poales; Poaceae
Exons: 1
Coding region: 157-795 (212 amino acids)
Biological process (GO): regulation of transcription by RNA polymerase II
Cellular component (GO): CCAAT-binding factor complex; nucleus
Molecular function (GO): protein heterodimerization activity; DNA-binding transcription activator activity, RNA polymerase II-specific; RNA polymerase II cis-regulatory region sequence-specific DNA binding
Source: RefSeq, marked validated